Molecule: messenger RNA, 1479 nt
Organism: Rotaria socialis
Lineage: Eukaryota; Metazoa; Rotifera; Eurotatoria; Philodinida; Philodinidae
Source: the annotation of a GenBank genome assembly
AUGGAAUUGAUUUCAAUCGGUUUGGGUGUCUUGUUGUCCUAUUGGCUCAAUGCAUUUUUCAACGCUCUUCAACAAUUGGACCAAUCCACAUUUAUUCGUUUACUGUUCUACUUUCCGAUUAUCAUUCUGACAAUAGGCGCCGUGAGAGUUUAUAAAUCCUACAUGGCACAAUUGCUUGAACUUCAAUGGAGACGUUGGUUAACAAAUCAUUUCUUGAGUAAUUAUCUAGCAGAGCAUGCCUAUUAUGGAGCAUUGUUCCAGACAAAUCGUGACGAUAAUCCUGAUCAAAAAAUAUCCGCCGAUAUCAGAUCUUACAUUGCGCACACAUGUACUCUGAUAACGGAUCGUAUUGGUCGAAAUCUGAUAACUUUAAACUAUGAACAAGAACGUCAUGAAGCCAAUUUUCGAUAUGGACUCGCUCGACUUCGAGAUCAUGUGGAAUCUGUGGCGAUGUAUAGAGGUGAAUUUCAUGAAUACGCAUCCUUAACGACUAUGUUCUCUGCACUAAUGUCAAACUUUCGCGAGAUAAUGCGUUGUUCACUUCAUCUGAAUUGGUUCUUGGAGUUGUUUACUUACAUAUCAGAUAUCUUUCCAUAUCUAGUCGCUUCGACUCAUUACUUCUCGAAACAGAUCACUCUCGGAGAUUUGACACAAAUCGGAUCGUCUUUUGUACGUGUGAAAUCAUCACUCUCAUUUGUUGUCACAUCUUACACCACAAUUGCACAGUGGCGAGCAGAAACAAAACGACUCAUCAAUUUAGACAAUACUUUAAAGGAUUGGCAUGCAGCAAAGCAAAAUUCCAAAAUCAAAAUCGUCCGUACAUUCAAGGAGCGGAACAUUCGAAUAGAAGGAUUGACCUCGCAGUUGCCAUGGAAAAUUGCUGCUGACUAUCCGCAAAUUCUCUUUGAAAAUUUCAAUUACGUUUUCGAACCAUAUCAGUCUGUGCUUAUCACAGGUCAAUCUGGAUGUGGAAAAUCCACUUUACUUCGAAUUCUUGCUGGUAUUUGGCCGUACGGUCGUGGAACAAUCACUAUGCCUGCUCAAGAUGCAAUUGAAUUUGUUCCUCAAAAGAUCUAUUGUCCACUUGGGCCUCUUCGUCAUUGUUUGACUUAUCCAACGACGACGCUAUGUUCAUCGACGGACAAUGCAAAUAUCGAGCGGCUUUUGAGUCUUUGUCAACUCGAAUCAUUAGCAAAUCGUUUAGAUGAUAUUGACGAUUGGUCUCUCGUUUUGUCGUCUGGAGAACAGCAGAAAAUGAUUUUCGUUCGUGUUCUUCUUCAUCAACCGAAAUGGAUCUUUUUAGAUGAAGUGACAUCAUCAUUAGAUGAACCAUCUGAAACACAUUUAUAUUCCACUCUAUUUCGAGAACUCGGUUCCUAUUCGACAAUCAUCAGCGUAGGGCAUCGAAAGAAUUUGCGGCAAUUUCAUCGAAUUCAAUUGCAAUGUGUCGAUGGACAAAUCACACGAGUUGAUACAUAA